GUGAGACUCAACUAUGGCUUCCUUCUCGUAGUGAUGGAGGUGCACUGUUGACAACAAGACACAGUUGGAGCUUUACUCAUUUUUUUUAGCCGCUGAUACGACUUGGACUUACGAUGCAGAAGAUCAAGUCUCUUAUGGCCCGUCAGGGCCUGAAAAGCCCCCAGGAGAGCAUGGCAGACCUCAGUCCUGUGGAGAACCUGAGAAUCCCGAGCAAGGAGGAGCUGCGGGAGCUGAGGGAGCAGCCCAUCGACCCCCAGGCGGAGCAGGAAAUCAUCGACAGCAUCGAGGAGGUCUACUUCUCAAAUGACUCCUUCGACAUGGUGCAGCAUGAACUGGAGAAACUCCCGCCCGAGUUGAACCUGCAGGAGUUGGAGGAAUACAGAGACAAACUUAAAAGGCAACAGGCAGCAGUUUCCAAAAAGGUCGCCGAUCUCAUUCUGGAGAAACAGCCUGCUUAUGUGAAGGAGCUAGAGAGAGUGACGGCGUUACAGACCAACCUGCAGCUGGCAGCAGUCAUUUGCACUAAUGCAAGGAGGCAACUGAGUGUGGCAAAGGAGGGAUUCACCGAGGCCAGCCUCGGUCUCCUGGCCAAUCAGAGAAGGCGACAACUGCUAACAGGCCUGCUCAAGUCUCUGAGGACCAUCAAGACCCUGCAAAGAACAGAUGUAAGACUCAGCGAGAUGCUUGAGGAGGAAGAUUAUCCAGGUGCAAUCCAGCUGUGUCUGGAAUGUCAGAAGGCCGCCAGCACCUUUAAACACUACAGCUGCAUCAGCGAGUUGAAUUCCAAACUACAAGACACUCUGGAGCAGAUCGAGGAGCAGCUUGACGUCGCUCUGUCGAAGACUUGUAAGCACUUCGAUGUCUCGCACUACACCAAGGUCCAGCUGGCCUACACACUACUGGGGAAAACACAGACUGCUAUGGACCAGUUACACAUGCACUUCACCCAGGCCAUCCACAACACAGUGUUCCAAGUUGUGCUGGGAUACGUGGAGCUGUGCGCCGGCAAUGCCGAUACCAAGUUCCAGAAGAUGCAGUAUAAGGACCUGUGCACGCAUAUUACCCCGGACAGCUACAUUCCCUGCCUGACAGAUCUGUGUAAGGCAUUGUGGGAGGUGAUGCUAAGCUACCACCAUACUAUGCAGUGGCACGAGGAGCAUGACAAACAGGAGACCACACCCACUCCAGAGGAUGCUGCUGCCGCCGAGUCCGAUGAGCUGGCCGUGGACCGCAGUUAUGUGAAGAAGAAGUUGGAGCAUGGACUGACACGAAUCUGGCAGGAUGUCCAGUUGAAAGUGAAGGCCUACAUCCUGGGGACAGACAUGUCGAACUUCAAAUACGACGAUUUCAUAGUGGUACUGGAUGUCAUCAGCAGGUUGAUGCAGGUGGGUGAGGAGUUUUGUGGCAGUAAGUCUGAGGUCCUGCAGGAGUCUAUCAAACGCCAGAGUGUCAACUACUUUAAAAACUACCACAGGGCCCGACUAGAGGAGCUGAGGAUGUUUCUGGAAAAUGAGACGUGGGAACUGUGUCCAGUCAAGUCUAACUUUAACAUAGCCCAGCUCCAUGAGUUUAAGUUUAUGGGUCAGUGUCGCUCGCCUUCAGUUUCCCCGAGUAGGCAGGCCGCGUCUUUGAGCAGCUCGGCCCAGGAGGAGCUGUCCCUGUUCCAGCAGUACCAGCGAGAGGGAAACCCCUUUGAGAUGCACAUGGAGCACAAGGAAGAGGAGACGGAGGAUGUGCUGGCAUCCAAUGGGUACGAGUCAGACGAGCUGGAGAAAAGCGUGUACCAGGAUUACGACAGCGACAGCGAUGUCCCAGAGGAGCUCAAGCAGGACUACGUUGAUGAGCAGACGGGUGAUGCUCCUCUAAAGAGCGUACCCCGAGAAACCAUGAGAACCAAGAAGAAGUCCGACUACAACCUCAAUAAGACCAACGCACCAAUUCUCACCAACACCACGCUCAACGUCAUCCGGCUUGUUGGAAAGUACAUGCAGAUGAUGAACAUUUUGAAGCCAAUUGCCUUUGACGUCAUCCACUGCGUAUCACAGCUUUUCGACUACUACCUUUACGCUGUGUACACUUUCUUUGGACGCAACGACAUGCCCGUCCCAAGCCCAUCUUUGCAAGCUCACGGCAGCAGAGAGGCGGGCACCGCCAGGGUUGUGGGCCCUGCCUGCUUGUAUGAGUCAUCAGGUCUGGGCCUUAUCAGCAGCAGACUGAGAACCACACUGAACCGGAUCCAGGAGAGCCUCAUUGAUAUGGAGGCUGUCGGGGAGAACGCAGGGGUGCAUGGCCCAGCAGAGGACAGGAAGGAGAAGGUGCCCAGCCCCCAUCUCAGCCAGCUGGUGGUCCUCACUAACAGCGGGACUCUCUACGGGCUGGCACAAAGGGUGGUGGCCACAGAGUCUCUUGUGUUUCUGGCAGAGCAGUUUGAGUCCUUGCAGUCCCACUUGGACGCGAUGAUGCCUGCAGCCAAGAAGCCCUUCCUGCAGCAGUUUUAUUCCCAGACGGUGUCUACAGCCAGCGAACUGCGGAAACCAAUUUACUGGAUCGUGGCGGCCAAGGCCAUCGACUAUGAACAAAUGUUGCUCAUGAUGGCCGGAGUUAAAUGGGACAUUAGGGAGAUAAUGUCCCAGCACAAUGUAUAUGUGGAUGUCUUGUUAAAGGAGUUUGAGCAAUUUAACAAGCGGCUGGGUGAAGUUUCCAGACAUGUGCGCAUCCCCCUGCCUGUGUCCAACGUCCUCUGGGAACACUGCAUCCGUUUGGCCAACAGGACUCUUGUUGAGGGCUACGCUAAUGUAAAGAAAUGCAGCAAUGAGGGCCGGGCCCUGAUGCAGCUGGAUUUUCAGCAGUUCCUGAUGAAGCUGGAGAAGCUGACUGACCUGCGCCCCAUCCCUGAUAAGGAGUUUGUUGAAACCUACAUUAAGGCCUAUUACCUGACUGAAAAUGAUAUGGAGCAGUUCAUCAAGAAUCACAGGGAGUACUCCAUGAAGCAGCUAGCCAACUUGGUGAACGUUUGUCUCGGCUCACAUAUAAACAAAAAGGCUCGCCAGAAACUUCUGGCAGCCAUCGAUGACAUUGACAGACCCAAGAGAUAGACCAAUGCACAGAGAGAAGCCCAAACAUACUAUCCAUCCCACAGAGAUGAACCCUCCAAGAGUGUAGCUCAGCGUUGAAUGUCUUCAUUUUCAAGUCUAAAAGGUGCAUUUAGCAAGCUGGAAAUAAGUAGCAGAGCUAUUGCGCACUAGCUCUAAUACUGUACAUUAUCUGCUAAUUGCUAAUUAUGUGCUAAUCUAGUCUUCAUAUGGUAAAAAAUAAUUAACUCCUGCUUGCUUGAACGCACCUUUUGAUUUGCCGAUAUACAUAAAUACUAAACCUCUGUUUACUUCCAAGCAUGUUGCAGGCAUUCUAUGCAUAUACGGACCAGAAUGCAUGCCCUCAUGUUUUCUUACAACAUGACAUUUUUCUGCAACCGCAACAGCUUACGUUUCUUUGAAGAUCCCGAGUUUGUUUGUCUGCUGCUCACUGUGUAAUGCGGUGUGUCCGUUUAGCACUCGGCUGCUUGUGGCUUUCCACCCUCCGCAAAAAAAGCCAGUGAACAUGUGCGAGUGGCUAAAUCUGACUCUUAAUGUUGUUACGCUUUCCCACGAGAACAUUUUAAAACGCCUUUACUGUCUGAAUGUGUUAACUGAAGUCAGUGGUUCUGGGUUAUUGUUGACCUUAAUCGUUCACUGUAACUUAUUGCAGGCAAUACGCUCGCUGUAGAUGAUUUCACUUCGGGGUAUUUGCUGCGUCAGACUGGAUUCUCUGCUUGGUCGUUUAGUUAGUUAUGUCCAUGAAUUAGAUGACUCUAAAUGAAUGAUGAUUCUGAAAGUAAUAUAAAUUGCUGUAGUUAGCAUUUGUUUGAUUGGAUUAUAUCUGCACCAGCUGCAUUUAUUUAUCUGCCAUCUGUCAUAUCCUUUUUUUUUUUUUUUUUUUUUUUUGGACGAGCAGUAGAAUUUGGCUCAUUUUUAUCUAAAUUUGAUAGGCUCCGAUAGUUUAACCUGAACGGACUUGCAGAGAUGUUUGUAACCGUAACUUCCUCUGGAGAAAAACAAACAAACAAAGGUUUUGCUUCACCUUUGUAUAUAUUUUGUGUGCAACUAUUCCAAGAAGAAUACUGUAAAUGUGAAUGUUUGAGCAAUGUCUGUAUUUAUUUCUUGCUUCGUGUCUUAUUUGGGGGUUUUUUUUUAUAUGAUAUAACUGCUGGAAGUGUACUGUAAUAUAUCACCUCUCAGUAUGUUGUGACGUAUCACCUGAAGCAUAAACAAAUAUUUAAAACUGUCAUAUUAUGUGAAGGGUCAAGUGCACUAUAAUAAAUUUAAAAAAAUCAAUAAAAAUCAUUAAUCGGUGUUGGAAUUUUAGGUUGAACCACAAUGAUUCUAACGCAAUAAACACACUAAAGGUC
This is a messenger RNA of Maylandia zebra (zebra mbuna), 4444 nucleotides long. It is a transcript of the gene vps50, whose product is annotated as VPS50 EARP/GARPII complex subunit. Gene Ontology annotation, biological process: retrograde transport, endosome to Golgi; endocytic recycling. Gene Ontology annotation, cellular component: EARP complex. The record is from RefSeq and is a predicted model, not a curated record. Gene Ontology annotation, molecular function: SNARE binding. Lineage: Eukaryota; Metazoa; Chordata; Actinopteri; Cichliformes; Cichlidae.